AUGGCCAACCAGAUGCCCGUGAGGCUUCCAAAAUGGCUCAAAAAGCUUGAAGGAAAAUCCAACUGGUCCACUUGGCGCAAGGGUCUUCAUGAAGCGUUUAUGGCGGUCGAUCCCGUUUCCUGGGACGUUAUCAUGGACAGACUCAGUGACACCAUCAUCAAGCAAGAGCCAACGACUACCAGAGGGGCAGAAAGUGUCGAUCUAUUAUUCGUGGAGCAAGAUGAUUCUCGCAAUAUCGACAAAGAAUACUCCGGUACCAACGUAGAUCUCCAUAGCGACUUAGACUCCGAAACGGACUCGGACCCCGAAACCGAUGACGAGCCCGUUAUCACUGUGACACGACCUGUGGCACAAUCCGUUAGAAGAAAUGCACAUCCUCCUGCGCUCAACAAACACAACCCUAGAGAUCGGCGCAAGCUGAACAUCCGUGCUCGGGAUCUUCUUGCCUCGGGUCUUGGCAGGGAACCACUGGCAGAGAUCGAGCGAGUCAUGGAUGCACAUGAAGCAUACGUCAAGCUCGAGAGUCUUUACGGCAAAACGUCCGCCCAGUCUGUCCACAUUGCCUGGAAAAAGUUCAGCAGAGUCCGUUACUCUACUCGUGGUCUCACUCCCGCUGCUUUCGUUGAUCGCUUCCAGAAGAGUCUCCGUGAUGUCAAAGACCAGUGUGUGGAGGUUCCGCCUACCGUGGAGCUUGCCCAGUUUCAGCAGGCGAUCAAACCAAAUCCAAACUCGACUAAAUUCAUGGCGGACAUGAAAGUGGAUAUUUAUGAUCAAAACUUUAUGGAUGAGGUAUACGCAGAAUUCCUCAAAGAUCAGGCGCCAAUAUGA
This is a messenger RNA of Penicillium concentricum, 828 nucleotides long. RefSeq lists its product as uncharacterized. NCBI's taxonomy places the organism in Eukaryota, Fungi, Ascomycota, Eurotiomycetes, Eurotiales, Aspergillaceae. The record is from RefSeq and is a predicted model, not a curated record. The transcript has a single exon. Bases 1 to 828 code for a protein of 275 amino acids.